Chiloscyllium plagiosum (whitespotted bambooshark) is the source of this 4634-nucleotide messenger RNA. It is a transcript of the gene ppfia2, whose product is annotated as PTPRF interacting protein alpha 2. NCBI's taxonomy places the organism in Eukaryota, Metazoa, Chordata, Chondrichthyes, Orectolobiformes, Hemiscylliidae. Gene Ontology annotation, cellular component: presynaptic active zone. The record is from RefSeq and is a predicted model, not a curated record. Gene Ontology annotation, biological process: synapse organization. Gene Ontology annotation, molecular function: protein binding.
GGUGAGUGAAAAUGCAAUCAAUUCCAAGGAGCCAAGUCCACACACGCACUCCCUAAACAGGGGUACGUGACAGCAGCAGAAACGUGCCUGCAGGGACGUUGCUUUGGGGGGCGGGGGGGCUCACGCGCCACUCUGCCCCAUCACCCGGCGCGCGCCCUCCAGCUCGAGCCGCCCUCCGGCACGAGCCCACCUCCCAAUCGCUCUUCAAUUUUUAAAUAUAAAAACCCACCCUCCUCCGCACACAAAGUAUCGAAAUGAGAAUCAUUAUCGUCUGAUUAUUCUUUACCCCGGCUCUCGUUGGUCGCAUAUUAACCCGUGCACCGUAUUAACGCCGUCAGUUCAGGCGGGUGGAGAAAGGGGGAACCAACCGCCAGAGUCUUUCUGGCAGAAGCGAAACAUCUGCCACGGCGACCGUUAGCGCCGGCCGCGGCCGUUUGUUUUUUUAAAAAAAUAUUUUGGAAGGCGGUGGGGGUGAUACCUCCUGAGGUCCAUCGGAGAAGAUGUGAGCAGAGAAAUGCGCAGGAGGAGAGUAGCAGCGUCGGGGGUUGGUGCGGCUGUCAUUGUUCAUCUCUGAAAAGAGAAGGACCGAGAACGAGAGGUUUUCGUAAAUAAAUAAUAAAAAAUAAAGGGUGGGUGCACAAGUGACCAGAGGGCUAUUCCAAAUGCUAUUUGGACGGAAUGGCGAGCUGAAAUAUACACCCUUUUGGUGGGAGUGAGUGAGUGUGUGUGUGUGCCCGAAGAUUUUGAUUUGCUUCUGUUUGUUUUCGGCUGGAAGCUUCUUUGCCCAGUCGCCUGCCCGAAGGACUCGGAUUCGGAUUCGGCACGACCAUGAUGUGCGAGGUGAUGCCCACGAUCAGUGAGGACACCCUCAGCCAGAGGGGCUCCCAGAGCAGCUCGGAGGACUCCAAUUUCGAGCAGUUGAUGGUCAACAUGCUGGAUGAGCGCGACCGGUUACUUGACACCCUCCGGGAGACCCAGGAGAGCUUAGUGCUAGCGCAAGGCAAACUUCAGGAUGUCAUCUACGACAGGGACUCUCUGCAGCGCCAACUUAACUCCGCAUUACCCCAGGAAUUUGCUGCACUUACAAAGGAAUUAAACACUUGUAGAGAACAACUGCUGGAAAAAGAAGAGGAAAUUUCUGAACUUAAAGCUGAGAGGAACAAUACACGACUGUUAUUGGAACAUUUGGAAUGCCUUGUGUCAAGACAUGAACGAUCACUGAGAAUGACAGUGGUGAAACGGCAAGCUCAGUCCCCUUCAGGGGUUUCCAGUGAAGUUGAGGUUUUGAAAGCAUUAAAGUCACUUUUUGAGCACCAUAAGGCUUUAGAUGAGAAGGUGAGGGAACGCCUACGAAUUGCUCUGGAGAGGGUUUCCACACUGGAAGAGGAAUUGGCAGCUGCUAACCAGGAGAUAGCAAUACAGCAAGAGCAAACAGUCCAUGCCCAGAAGAAUGAAGAAUUAAUCGAAUCGGAACCUACUGAGGGAGUAGAGCAAAGUCAAAAGAUGCACGGAAAGCCUCUUUCUAAUGGUUCUAUUGACACUAAUAAUAAAAUGAAUGAAGUUGUGGAACUACAAGAAUUACUGGACAAGCAGAAUUAUGAGAUGACACAAGUAAAAGAGCGACUAUCAACAUUGUCUGGUCAGUUAGCUGAAGUGGAACAAGAUCUAGAAACAGCCAGAAAAGACCUGAUUAAGUCAGAAGAAAUGAGUACUAAGUACCAGAGAGAUAUCAGAGAGGUAAUCGCACAGAAAGAGGAUAUGGAAGAAAGGAUAACUACUUUGGAAAAGCGGUACCUCAAUGUGCAGAGAGAAUCAACUUCAUUACAUGACAUAAAUGACAAACUUGAAAAUGAAUUGGCAAAUAAAGAUGCAUUCUUACGCCAGCUCGAAGAUAAAAAUAGACAGUUGCAGGAACGUCUGGAACAUGCUGAACAGAAGCUACAGCAAACAAUGAAGAGAGCAGAAACAUUACCAGAGGUAGAAGCUGAACUUGCCCAGAGAAUUGCAGCUCUGACAAAGGCUGAAGAGAGGCAUGGCAGUAUAGAAGAACGUUUGAGGCACUUAGAGACUCAGCUUGAAGAAAAGAAUCAGGAACUUCAGAGAGCCCAUCAAAGAGAGAAAAUGAAUGAAGAGCACAAUAAGAGACUGUCUGACACAGUGGACAGAUUGCUCACAGAGUCAAAUGAGCGACUUCAACUGCAUCUAAAAGAGCGAAUGGCUGCAUUAGAAGACAAGAACAUGUUGAUUCAAGAAUCUGAACUACUAAGGAAACAACUAGAGGAGUCGCUUCAUGAUAAGGAACGAUUAGCAGAAGAAGUUGAAAAAUUUCAUUCUGAGGUUCAACAAAUGAAAAUGCAAUCUGUUGCUUUGUUGGAACCAUCCAUGUCCAGGCAACGUUUGGAUACUUCACCUGAUAUGCGAUAUUCCAUGGGGUCAUUGAUAGAUAGUCAGUCUGACCAUUAUAGGUCUUCCAAAGUGCGAAGACGAUCACAGAAGGGGCGUAUAGCAGGACACAGAGAAGAACCAAAGAUACAAACAAUCGGCGACAAAGAAUGGAGCAGAACUCAACAUAUUAGCAUGCUGAGCAGCCAACAAUUUGAGAGUGACACUGAAAUGUCAGACAUUGACGACGAUGACAGAGAAACCAUAUUUAGUUCCAUGGAUCUGCUUUCACCUAGUGGGCACUCUGAUGCUCAGACUCUUGCGAUGAUGUUGCAAGAACAACUUGAUGCUAUUAACAAUGAAAUAAGGUUAAUUCAGGAGGAAAAAGAAUCAACUGAACUUCGUGCUGAGGAAAUUGAGAAUCGAGUGGGUAGUGUUAGCCUUGAAGGUCUAAAUUUGGCCAGAAUGCAUCCAGUGAGAUCUAUUACAGGUUCUGUCACUGCUUCAUCAUUAGCCAGCUCCUCUCCUCCAAUCAGUGGACAUUCAACACCCAAAUUCAGAGCACGUAGCCCUGCUCGAGACAUUGAUCGUAUGGGUGUCAUGACAUUGCCUAGUGACCUAAGGAAGCAUCGGAGAAAGAUUGCAGCUGUGCAGGAAGAAGGUCGUGAAGAUAAAGCCACAAUAAAAUGUGAAACAUCACCACCAUCAACACCAAGAGCAGUAAGAAUGACACACACCCUGCCUUCCUACCAUGAUGAAGUACGUAGUUUUUCAGCAUCAAUAGAAGCAGAAAUGGGCAACUAUAGCAGUACAAGUAGUCAAGACUCACUUCAUAAAUCACAAAAGAAGAAAGGAAUCAAAUCUUCUAUUGGCCGUUUAUUUGGCAAAAGAGAGAAAGGACGGUUAGCACAUCUUAACAAAGACCAUUUGGCCUCGGUUCAAGGCAUUUUUGACACAGAGAUUGGUAACCCAGAUCCCCUUGGGCUGGGAAAACUCGGAACUCAAGCUGAAAAAGAUAGAAGAUUGAAGAAAAAGCAUGAUUUGUUAGAGGAAGCUCGGAGAAAAGGUUUGCCAUUUGCACAAUGGGAUGGACCGACAGUUGUCGCAUGGCUUGAGCUGUGGCUUGGAAUGCCUGCAUGGUAUGUUGCCGCUUGCCGUGCAAAUGUGAAGAGUGGUGCCAUCAUGUCUGCACUGUCUGACACUGAGAUCCAAAGAGAAAUUGGAAUCAGUAAUCCUCUUCAUCGCUUAAAACUCAGACUGGCAAUCCAAGAGAUGGUGUCACUAACAAGCCCAUCAGCCCCUCCAACAUCGAGAACACCCUCAGGAAAUGUCUGGGUGACCCAUGAGGAAAUGGAAAACUUGACAUCUGCUACAAGAAUGGAGUCUGAAGAAGGCAGUUGGGCUCAGACAUUGGCUUAUGGUGACAUGAAUCAUGAAUGGAUUGGUAAUGAAUGGCUUCCUAGCCUAGGAUUACCACAGUAUCGUAGCUACUUCAUGGAGUGCCUGGUAGAUGCUAGAAUGCUGGAUCAUUUGACAAAGAAGGAUCUUCGUAUUCAUUUAAAAAUGGUUGAUAGCUUUCAUCGGACAAGUCUACAGUAUGGUAUUAUGUGCUUGAAACGUUUGAACUAUGAUCGAAAAGAAUUGGAGAAGAGAAGAGAAUUAAGCCAACAUGAGAUUAAAGAUGCAAUAGUGUGGAGCAAUGACCGUGUCAUCAGGUGGAUACUGUCCAUUGGCCUUCGAGACUAUGCAAACAACCUGAUGGAAAGUGGUGUUCAUGGAGCACUCCUAGCCUUGGAUGAAAACUUUGAUUAUAGCAGUUUGGCUUUAAUACUUCAAAUUCCCACUCAAAACACACAGGCAAGACAGGUACUUGAAAGAGAGUAUAAUAACCUUCUUGCACUUGGAACAGAGCGGGCUCUUGAUGAUGACGAUGAGAAAAACUUUCAACGAAGGCCGUCCUGGAGAAAACAGUUCCCUCCCCGUGAAGUUCAUGGAAUCAGCAUGAUGCCUGGAUCUUCUGAAACACUUCCUGCAGGUUUCAGAUUAACAACCACAUCCACAAAAAGAUCAUCUGAUGUCGGCACAUCAGGAAUGCAAAGGAUAGACAAUUCCACCAUUCGGACUUAUUCUUGCUGACAGCCAGAGAAGUUGAAACAGCAUUAUUUUGAGUAUAUUCCUGAUGCCUGUAUGGAAAAACAUAAAUUGCCUUUGAAGACUGAUAUAAUCAACAGCAAUUUGCCAGUGGAUGAAUU